This is a messenger RNA of Lingula anatina, 1028 nucleotides long. RefSeq names its product tubulin monoglutamylase TTLL4-like. NCBI's taxonomy places the organism in Eukaryota, Metazoa, Brachiopoda, Lingulata, Lingulida, Lingulidae. Gene Ontology annotation, biological process: protein polyglutamylation; microtubule cytoskeleton organization. The record is from RefSeq and is a predicted model, not a curated record. Gene Ontology annotation, cellular component: ciliary basal body. Gene Ontology annotation, molecular function: tubulin binding; tubulin-glutamic acid ligase activity.
UCGUACAAUAUUAAGCCUCAGGUCAGAUGAAUUAGGCCAAUGCACCGAGAGCAAAAAGCAUGGCUGGGAAGAAGGGGUGGACAACAUCGGCUGUGCUGAUAUUUAUGAUUUUCUGCGACCACAGCUAUAAUACAGUCAAUUGCUCAGACUCGACCCAUGCAGAUGUACAUUGUCCAAAACGAACUCCAAAAGGACCAUAUGGUUUAAGUGACAGUUCACAAACUUUCAUUGACUGUGUCACACUGUCAUCAACUAAUGGAGACAAGGUAUCGGGGCCGUUACUGCCGGCACUCACACCCAGCCUGUUCUCCAAUGUCCCACCCUACAUCAACUUUAUAAUGCCUGGACAACAGAAAGAACCAUUUCCGGAGAAUAUAGGUCGUCGUCUACUUUGGUAUGACGGGGGUUCCCCUCUCGUCUCUGCAACAGCCAUCAGAUCCGGCUACUCCCUGACUAAAAAUUUCUCUCUGGCAGUUGGAUAUUACGUAGGAUGUUUACAACCCAGUGAAACCUACAAGUUCCAGAAUUUGAGACCCAGUCAAAAGUAUAAUCACUUCCCAGGCAGUUGGAGUAUUGGCUGCAAGGACAGACUGGAGCUCGCUGUGCGCAAAAUGAAGAAAGCACAUGGCAGAAAGAACUUUGAUUUUCUCCCAUCGACCUUUCUCCUUCCAGAGGAAACCAACUUACUCAAGAAAGCAUGGGGUAGCAAGCAGAAGGGCAAUCUGUGGAUUCUUAAACCUCCAUGUUUUCAUGGAGGAAGGGGCAUUGAAGUGAUACGACGACAGGAAGAGAUCCCUGCUUACACCAGGAUUGUGGUACAAAGAUAUAUAUCCAAUCCUUACCUCAUAGAUGGUUAUAAGUUUGAUAUGAGGAUCUACGCCUACGUCCCCAGUAUAAACCCACUAAGAGUUUACCUGUACCCUGAUGGUGUGGUCAAGUUUGCCACAAAGAAGUAUGUAACUGUCGUUGUUGUUCUUGUAAAAAAUAGACUGUAUGUGAUGCACUGUGAUGUAGACUUAUUAAAUUAA